This is a messenger RNA of Penicillium nucicola, 1119 nucleotides long. Its product is annotated as glycosyltransferase family 32 protein. Bases 1 to 1119 code for a protein of 372 amino acids. The record is from RefSeq and is a predicted model, not a curated record. NCBI's taxonomy places the organism in Eukaryota, Fungi, Ascomycota, Eurotiomycetes, Eurotiales, Aspergillaceae. The transcript has a single exon.
AUGCCUCGAUUGAGUCUUCUCUCCAAGCUCUUAAUUCUGGUGAUUGCCUUGGUGACCGUGCUAUACAUCGCAUACCCCUCUUCGCCGUCAGACUGGAAAUUCAGUCGUGUUUCUGCUGGAUAUCAUGAUCUGGCAACAUACUAUUCCCACUUGAGAGCUGGGCAACACAAGGACUCAAGCGAAACCUAUGCUACCCACGAGACUGUUGCACAACUGAUCCAGGGCUCGCAUUCUUCUUCAGAGUUGGAAAAGCCAAAGGACGAACAUGCCGAUUACCCCGAGGAGACUCCGGAAGAGCGACACUGUUUCUCAAGCGGGAUCAAGUCCUCCAGCCCGAUUCCCAAGAUAGUGAACUUUAUAUGGCUCAACCGGACAGAACUCUCCUUUGUGAGCUAUCUAGCCAUACGGUCAGCACUGGUAUCUCUCCAGCCAGAGCAACUGAAUCUGCACUACACAGAUCUCAACGAAAACAACGAGUGGCUGAUCAAGCUGCGCGACAAUAUUACCCUGGUUCACCAUGACAUGAAACAAGAAUAUCCGAGACAAGUGGAGGAAAACUGGCAUCUAGCGCAUGUCUCGGAUGUGAUGCGGCUAGACAUACUCCAGCGCGACGGUGGCAUCUACUUUGAUACCGAUAUCAUCUCGCUGCACCCCUUUGACAACCUGCUGCAUAGCCCCAAAGACAUGGUCCUCGGCCAAGAGGGUCUCACCCGCUUCGGACUUUGCAACGGCAUCAUUUUGGGCCGAAAGGGCUCCGCUUUCAUGAAACGCUGGAAGGAAAGUUACAGCACGUUUGAGGUGGGCGAGUGGAACACUCACUCGGUUAUGCUGCCAAAGGAGUGGUCUUUGGAAUUCCCUGAAGAAGUUUGCAAGCUGGCACCAUCGGUGUUCUUCUGGCCAAGUUGGGACGCUAUUGAGUAUAUGCACGAGCUGCUUACUGAUACCCAGGCUUGGGAUUUUGAACAAACCCUUGCCAGCAAUAAUGGCAGCAUGUACCCGAAUCAGCUUGCUUAUCACGCUUGGCACCAGGUUGCGCCGCAGCUGAACAGCUUGACACCUGAGAUUGUCAUGACGCGGAAUACUCGAUUUAACAUAUUAGUUAGACGAUUUUUAGAGUGA